Messenger RNA from Plectropomus leopardus (leopard coralgrouper), 2923 nucleotides. It is a transcript of the gene gnb2, whose product is annotated as guanine nucleotide binding protein (G protein), beta polypeptide 2. Lineage: Eukaryota; Metazoa; Chordata; Actinopteri; Perciformes; Serranidae. The record is from RefSeq and is a predicted model, not a curated record. Gene Ontology annotation, biological process: signal transduction. Gene Ontology annotation, molecular function: protein binding.
GAGAAAAAAAAACAGGAACUGUGUGGAUAACUGACCGAGAGGGCCGCCGCUCUUUAUACUGGGAGAAAAAUGCGCACAGUACAUCUGCUGAUGGGCUGAUUUCUUGCAGCCACAAGCUUUUUUUUUAAUAAGAAAAAGGCAUUAUUUUCUAUAAGAGGCACAUUUUUACUCAGUAAUUCAGUGUUGACUCGGAGGCGGCUGUCCUGAUGAAGUGUCGGCAGAGGGAGGAGGAAACCAAAGAGAGGAAGGAAACGAGGAUAACGUCACGAAAAGCAGAAUCGGAGUAAAACGGACUGAAUAGUAUUUAAUGGACAGCGCUUGAUGCGGGGCCGGGGGACCGAGCUGAAUUGUGUUUGUUUACAUCGGACAAAGAUGUUUUUGUGAAGUGAUCGGGCGUGAAAAAAAGGGGGGACAGCAUUUCGAGGAGGAAAAGGCAGCAGCAGAUUUCAUCUUUUUCGGGAGGCUCCACUAAAGCAGAGAAAUGGAAAUGUGUGUAGCCCUCCUCCGUUUGCCUGUUCGCUGAAGGAUUUGGAAACAUCGUGAGCUCUAAGUGGAUCUUUUUUUUUUUAAUGAGUGAAAAAGACAUCUAGUGAAAUCCUCCACGAUUUGAUUUUUUUCUUUCAAGUGGGGACGUUGCUUUCAUUUUUUUUCCACGGCGGAAAAAAGCAGCAAAAUCAUCGGGAGAAUUAACAGGUGACGGUUCAGACAAAUCCAAAAUGAGUGAGCUGGAGCAGCUUCGUCAGGAGGCCGAGCAACUUCGGAACCAGAUACGAGAUGCCAGGAAAGCAUGCGGAGAUUCAACCUUGACACAGAUAACUGCUGGUCUGGAUCCUGUGGGAAGGAUUCAGAUGCGGACGAGACGCACCCUCCGCGGCCACCUCGCUAAGAUCUACGCCAUGCACUGGGGCACAGACUCAAAGCUUCUGGUUAGUGCCUCUCAAGAUGGAAAACUAAUCAUCUGGGACAGCUACACCACUAACAAGAUACAUGCCAUCCCUCUGCGCUCCUCCUGGGUGAUGACUUGCGCGUAUGCCCCCUCUGGGAACUACGUAGCCUGCGGAGGCCUGGACAACAUCUGCUCUAUCUACUGCUUGAAGACUCGCGAGGGCAAUGUCAGGGUCAGCAGGGAGCUACCUGGCCACACAGGUUACCUGUCAUGCUGCCGCUUCAUCGAUGACAAUCAAAUCAUCACGAGUUCAGGAGACACCACAUGUGCACUGUGGGACAUUGAGACAAGUCAGCAGACCACGGUUUUCUCCGGCCACAGCGGUGAUGUCAUGAGUCUGUCCCUGUCGCCCGACCUCCGCACCUUUGUGUCGGGAGCCUGCGACGCUUCGGUCAAACUGUGGGACAUCAGGGACAGCAUGUGCCGGCAGACCUUCACAGGGCACGAGUCUGACAUCAACGCCAUUUGCUUCUUUCCCAACGGCAGCGCCUUCGCCACAGGCUCUGACGACGCCACCUGCAGGCUGUUUGACUUGCGUGCAGACCAGGAGCUCAGCCUCUACUGCCAUGACAACAUCAUCUGUGGCAUCACCUCCGUGGCUUUCUCGCGCUCUGGCCGUUUGCUGCUGGCUGGUUAUGACGACUUUAACUGCAACAUCUGGGACGCCAUGAAGGGAGACAGAGCAGGGGUCCUGGCCGGCCAUGACAAUCGUGUGAGCUGUCUGGGUGUGAAUGAUGACGGCAUGGCGGUGUGCACCGGGUCCUGGGACAGCUUCCUUAAGAUCUGGAACUGAGCCACGCACAGGAACAGCAAACACACACACACACACACACACACACACACACACACACACACACACACACACACACACACACACACACACACACACACACACACACACGUCCAACAGACACCGCUCCCAUCUCGGGACACAGUUUGCACCCCGUAUUCACUGUAUGUAAGAUUCAACAGACAAACUGCAACAUGUACUGUACAUAAUAUAUAUGACUUAGGUAUGAGUUUACACACACACAUACACACACACGCUGUAUGCAGGACAAGACGACACAAGACCUGAACACACGCCCACACUACCUACAGCUGAUAAGUGCACAGCAGCAAGGCUACAGAACCACACGCACACACACGCGCGCACGCACACACACAAUCUGUAAAAUGUAAAAAUGUGACAAAACACAGUUAAAAAUUCAGCUGCUCACAUAAAAAAACACACACAACACAAACGCCACUAUUACCUGAAGCCUUUUAACAUGUCUAACACACACACACACACACACACACACACACACACACUUUUUCCUGAGAGACACUGCUCCUCGAGUUAAACAGGGGGAGAAGACGUUAUUGGACAAUUCUGUCUUUGUUUACAAUGAAGUCCAAAAUGCACUUCAGACGAAUUUUUCUGUACUAUUUUUGUCUCAGUACCACAUGUAUCUCGGCGAUGCUAAUGUGAAGGAAGAGCGGUCAUGAAGGAGAAUCAUGUGAGUCCAUUAACACUGAAAAAAACCAUAACCACUGACAGACAGGACGGGCCGAUGAUCGACAGAGUCCAAGGAAAAAUGUCAACUCUUAUUUCCAUCUGGCUCCAAACAUCAUGUAGUCACUGUUUUUAUAGAUAUUCCCCCCCCCCCCCUCCUCCCCCUCCCCAUACAGUACAUCUGCUCUUAAGCUUUUGUUUUAUUCUUUUUUUGUUUUUUUACACUUAUUUUAUUCAUGUUCUCCCUGUGUGCCUCAGAUACACUUUAAGGAUUAUUAAUAGAGAAUAUUGAUAAAGUUAAAUUAACAAAAAAAAAAGAUUUAAGAUUCAGAGGGUGGGUGGAAAAAUUAAAAGCAUUAUAAGACACAUCUUAAUAAAGCAGGAGCCAGUAUUCAUACUUUGACAUUGUCAAUGUAUUAUCUGGACAUUAUGAUGGUAUAAUUGUAUAUAAUAUUAAUAAAUAAUAGCCUCUCCUGCCA